UCACACCCGAAUACGAAUCCAAUCCGCAUAUUCGCAUCCGCAUCUGCAUCCCCGUCGAGGAAGUGGCCAAUCCGCCGACCAUGUCGCCCAAAUACACACAUGCGAUUGUGGCCAGAAUCUCGGAUGCGCUGCUGGAGAAAGGGGAGUUCAACGUGCAGCUGGCCAAGCAGCAGCACGAGCAGUACUGCACGCUCCUGAGGUCCAUUGGCCUGGACGUGAUCGAGCUACCGCCGGAUGACCAGCUGCCCGAGGGCGUCUUCGUGGAGAACAGUGCCGUGAUCUGCAAUGGAGUGGCCCUGAUUGGGAGAUCGGAGCAUGCCAAGAGGCGACGCGAGGCCGAGAGCAUGGCCAUUAUCCUUAAAAAGGAGCUGGACAUUCCGGUUAUCGAGCUUGACGACCUGAAUGCGCAGCUGGAUGGCGGAGAUGUGCUUUUUACGGGACGCGAGUUCUUUGUGGGCAUCUCUGGUUUCACCAACGAGGAGGGCGCCAGGGCGGUGGCCAUGGCCUUUCCCGAGUAUCCUGUGACGCCGAUUCGGGUAAACGGCUCCAAGAGGCUGAAGUACUAUGUGACCAUGGCGGGACCGGAUGUGCUGGCCGUGAGCACUAGUGCCACCUGCCAGGACAUCGUGAAGCGGAUGGAGCGGGUAGGUAGCUUCACCUACCAAAAGUUGACUUUGCCCGAUGAGGCGGCGGCUAACAUGCUGUACAUCAACGGAACGAUCGUACACAGAUCUCCGACGGAGAUUCCACAAGCCCACAAGACUAUAAAAGAGAAAAUCGACAUUCCAACACGCAACAUAAAUAUUAGCGAAUUUAGCCAAUAUUCCAGCGGACUGACCUCGUCGUGUUUGUUGCUGCGACGCUGGAAGUCCAUACGGAGCUUAUGAAUCUCUGGGAGCUGAUGGAGAAUCACCCAACCGGAGUGAGAUGAAGCAUUGCCAUGAGAAACAUGCACAACAGGCCCGGGGAGCAGGUGCAUCCUGCUCUGUCCAGGCAUCAGCAAUAUCGUAUUAUCUUAUUAUAGUUUAUGCACUUAUCUUGUUAUUGUUACUACUUAAGAUUAAACCCCUAACGCUAAUCAAACUGAUUGUCGAGGCGAUGCCGCUGAUGUUACUUUCCAACUCUGUGUUACUUUAUAAAUUGUGUAACUUAACCACUGUUGGAAAGUAGCGUCAUUCUCAUCAAGAUGAUCAGUACUCCUUACACUCCAUGACGAUGUUGAACAAAUAUCAUUGUAUUAUUAUGAUAAAAUUGCUAUUAUAAAUUGUAUCUACUUUACAAGUAGUUUGUUGAAUGUGUUCAGUGUCAGUCCCGGUAAUAAAUGCAACAUUUGUAAUCUCUUUAUAAACUUAAAAA
Drosophila subpulchrella is the source of this 1356-nucleotide messenger RNA. RefSeq names its product N(G),N(G)-dimethylarginine dimethylaminohydrolase 1. Gene Ontology annotation, biological process: arginine metabolic process; positive regulation of nitric oxide biosynthetic process. The record is from RefSeq and is a predicted model, not a curated record. The transcript is spliced from 5 exons. Lineage: Eukaryota; Metazoa; Arthropoda; Insecta; Diptera; Drosophilidae. The coding region runs from base 81 to 887 and encodes 268 amino acids. Gene Ontology annotation, molecular function: dimethylargininase activity; amino acid binding.